CCCAGGUGGACAUUUGUCUCAUCAGCGCCUGCUGUAGCCUGCUGGACAACCUGCUGUCUCCGGCCACCUACGAAUCCUUGGAGUAUUGGUUCAUGUUCUGCUUCACGGCUGCCUGUGGUCUGUGCCUCGCGGAAGUGGAUGGUGUGGAUUAUCGCAAGAACUUCAGCAACUGGUGGAAGGGCGAGAUGAAGAGCGUGAAGUAUCCCUCCAAGGGUGGCAUCUUCGACUACUACGUGAAAGAUGCCAAGUUCGAGGAGUGGUCCACCGCGGUGGAGACCCUGGAAUACUCCAGCGAGACGCCCAUGGGAGAAGUGACGGUGACGACCAAUGAGACCUACGCCAUGUCCUACUUGAUGAAGGCCCUCAUUGAACAGCACCACCCCGUGAUGCUCAUUGGUCUGGCGGGAUGUGGAAAGACACAGAGCUGCUUGGGACUGCUGAAGUCUUUACCCCCGGAUGUCUUCACCUACUACGCGAUGAACAUGAGCUACUACACGGAUUCCACCCUUCUUCAGACGAUGAUGGAGAAUCCCCUGGAGAAGAAGGCCGGAAAGUUGUAUGCUCCUCCGGGGAAGUUGCAGUUGAUCUACUUUGUGGAUGACUUGAAUAUGCCGGCCCUGGACAAGUACAACACACAGUCUGCCAUCGAGUUGAUGAAGCAGAAGCAGGACUAUGGGCACUGGUACGACAGGCAGAAGAUCUUGGUGAAAGACAUUGGCAACACCCAGUACCUGUGCUGCAUGAAUCCCACUGCGGGCUCCUUCAUCGUGAACCAACGUCUGCAGCGCCACUUCUGGUGCUGUGCCGUGCCCUUCCCCGAGCAGUCCGCACUGUUGACCAUCUACUCCACCUUCAUGAAGGGUCACUUUGAACGACUGCCCUUCAAGGGUCCGGUACAGGAGCAGGUCUCAGGUAUCAUCAAAGCCGCCUUGAGCCUUCACUCCAUGGUGGUCAGCAACUUCCGUAAGACUGCCAGCAACUUCCACUACGAGUUCAACAUCCGUCACAUGAGUGGCGUCUUCAGCGGCCUGCUGCAGGCAAAGCCCGGGGAAUUCGCCGAAGCCGAGAAGGUGGUGCUGUUGUGGAUCCACGAGAGCGAGCGCAUCUACGGAGAUCGCUUGGUGAGUCCCCAGGAUCUCAAGAAGUACAGGGCCCUGGCGGCGGAUCUCAGCAAGAAGAUGUUUGGAAAGUUCAACUUCGCCAAAUACUUCCAGGAAAAGAAUCCGGAACCCCUGGUCUUCGCACCCUUCUCCAAGGGAAUCCAAGAGAUGGAUGGCGGAGGUUUCUACGACAAGAUCCCAUCCACGGAGCGUUUGUCGCAGCUUCUGGGGGAGGCGUUGCGCGAGCACCUCGGUCACCAUCCACGAAGCCAGCAGUUGGUGCUCUUCAACGACGCCAUGUGCCACGUGGGCAAGAUCUGUCGAAUCAUCACCAGCACACCGGGACAUCCUCUCCUGGUGGGCGUGGGUGGCAGCGGCAGACAGAGUUUGUCACGACUGUCGUCGUACACCUGUUUGUAUCAGACCAUGAUGAUUGUCAUCAGUGGCAGCUAUGGCAUGAACGAUUUGAAGGCUGAUUUGCAGGCCAUGUAUACCAAGGCUGGUGUGAAGGAUGAAGGCGUUCUCUUCCUCUUCACCGAUGGACAGAUCACCAAUGAGAAAUUCUUGGUCUUCAUCAAUGACCUGUUGGCAUCAGGAGACAUCGCGGACCUCUACGCCAGCGAUGAGAAGGAUGCUAUCCGCAACGGCGUCCGCAGCGGAUGCAAAGGCGCCGGGAUUCAGGACACACCCGAGAAUCUCUGGAGUUUCUUCAUUUCGCGCAUCCGAAAGAACCUCCACAUGUCGCUCUGCUUCAGCCCCGUGGGCGACGCCAUGCGGAACCGCGCACGAAAGUUCCCGGCCUUGGUGAACUGCACCUGGGACUUUCGUGGGGAGCUGGGGGAGCUGGGGCUGCUACCUGGCUGUUUGGUGGUGAACUACCUACGAAUCGUAAGUGGGUUAGUUCACCCCAGUUUUUUGAGUGGACAUUGCCCUUAUCCCAUUUAG
This is a messenger RNA of Cladocopium goreaui, 2045 nucleotides long. NCBI's taxonomy places the organism in Eukaryota, Dinophyceae, Suessiales, Symbiodiniaceae. The record is from the annotation of a GenBank genome assembly.